AUGAAGAUAUUUUUGUUGCUGGUUGGGGAAAAGUACACCAAAAAAAAAGAUAUUUAUAAUGACUUCGCUGGACGUGCAUCCAAAUCUACGGCCGUAGCACGUGGAUUCAAAAAAAAAGAUAUUCUAUAG
Ambispora leptoticha is the source of this 129-nucleotide messenger RNA. The record is from the annotation of a GenBank genome assembly. NCBI's taxonomy places the organism in Eukaryota, Fungi, Glomeromycota, Glomeromycetes, Archaeosporales, Ambisporaceae.